GAUGGCCGACCGUGGCUGCGCUCCCGAAGCGCCCAGCCCGCGGGGAUCUCCCCGGCCGGAGCCUCGGGUCCCGCGCGCGGCCGGGCCGGGCGAGACGCCGCGUACGGCGGCGCUGGCGCUGCGCUUCGAUAAGCCCAUCAAACAGGCUUUCUACAACACGGGCGCGGUGCUGUUCGUGUGCCUCUGCUGCGGGGCCGCGGUGCUCGUGUACUUCAUCCUCGAGGCCUUCCUGCGGCCGCUGCUCUGGGCCGUGCUGUGCGGCACCUUCCUGCACCCGUUCAAGAGCUCGCUCACGCGCCUGGGCCGCCUGUGGCUGCGCCGCCUGCACCGCGCGCACACGCCCAUCGUGCUGGCCGCGCUACUGCUGCCGCUCUGCUUCGCCGACUACGGCGUCGAGGCCCUGGGCGAGCAGGCGCUGCGCCGCCGUCGCCUGCUGCUGCUGCUGGGCGCGGGGGGCCCGCUGCUCUACGGUCUCUACUGCCUGGGCAGCUACCUGGGCGUCCAGGUGCUGCUGGCGCACGCGGGCGCCCUCAUCUGCCGCGGCCUCGACUACUUCAGCAGCCUGUGGAUCUGGACGUUGGUGGUUGGCUAUGUGCUGAUGGUUUCAUUCAAGUGGAAUGCGAACACUGAACGCUACUUGAGAGCAGUUUCGAUUCCUGUCUGGAUGGUACUGCUUUUUCAUAUAGCAUCACUGGCUGGCUCAUGGAGAAUCCCAGUAUUCCUGGUUAUUGUCUUCCUGAUGUCUGUGGGCACCCUUUAUGAAAAACAGAAUGGGAAGGAGUCUGCUGGGGCAGAAUUACCAGGACAAGUGAUCUCCAUGGCAGCGUCUACUCUUGCAAACUUGGCCAUCUCCAUCACAGGGUAUGAGUCAGGCAGUGAAGACCAGCCCUCCACUCAGCCCGCAGAACCCACUGACAGGGGAGAGCCCCCCCCAGCAUUGUCUGCUUCUUCUUCAUCAUCCUCCCGUUCCUCACCCUCUUCUCCUUCCCCUACUUUGGGCAGACAGAGGCCUGAGAUGGGGUCAUUUCUCAGAAAGAAGAAAACAAGUGACAUUUACUUUGUGUCUCUUGUGUGGGCCAUCAUUGCUGUCCAGCUCUGGCUGAAUCUGUGGAUCGUGCAGCUGCUGCCGGUACCUGUUGGAGUCUGGAUAAUUAAAAAGCUGGUGAUUCACUUUGGAGUGGUGGGCUUCCUGGAGAAACGCUGCCGCGUGUGGUGGCAGGUUGUCGAGUGCUUCCUGAAGGAGCGGCAGGAGGCGUUAGCACCAUGGCCAGUUAUCGGGCUUGGAAAGUUCUUACUAAAAGUUGAUAGCAAGCUCUGGCACUGGCUAAAUAAGAAGAUGAUCAUCUGGUUGGAGAAGAUGUUAGAUAAAAUUAUUAGCAUUUUCAUCAUAUUCUUGCUAGUAAUAGGAACCCUUCUUUUAGCCCUUCUCCUGACUGCAAAGGUACAUCAAGAAAGUGUACAUAUGAUUGAAGUCACAAGCAGUCUGAUUAAUGAAACUCUAGCAAAUCACCCAGAGUGGGCAAAUUGGCUUCCUGAAGCUCAGGUGGUCCAAAGAGCCCUUAAUUCUGCAGCUAACAAUGUAUAUCAGUAUGGACGGGAAUGGAUAACCCACAAGCUUCACAAAAUUCUAGGAGAUAAGGUGAACAAUACAGCUGUGAUUGAGAAGCAAGUUCUAGAACUGUGGGACAGACUGUAUCACUCUUGGUUUGUAAAGAACGUGACACACUCUGGAAGGCACAAAGGGCACAAGAUGCAUGUUAAUCGUCAGAACAGCUGGCUGGGAGACAUUCUGGACUGGCAAGACAUUGCCUCCUUCGUUCAUGAGAACAUUGAAACAUUUCUUUCGAUAUUAUCUUUUGGCUUCCAAAUAUGGAAGAUGAAGAUCUUGGAGUCCCUGUGGAUUGUUAUGAGCCGGAAUGUGAGCCUGCUCUUUACCACGGUUACCACGCUGCUGACCAUCCUCUUCUACAGUGGCACUGCCCUUCUCAACUUCGUGCUGUCCCUGAUAAUUUUCCUGACCACACUGUUUUAUCUGUUAAGUUCCAGUGAUGAGUACUACAAGCCAGUGAAGUGGGUGAUAAGCCUGACACCACUGUCUCAGCCAGGCCCUUCUUCUAAUAUUAUUGGCCAGUCUGUGGAAGAAGCCAUCAGAGGGGUAUUUGAUGCUUCCCUCAAAAUGGCUGGCUUCUAUGGAUUGUACACCUGGCUGACACACACCAUAUUCGGCAUCAAUAUUGUCUUCAUACCAUCAGCUUUGGCAGCAAUCCUUGGAGCAGUGCCAUUCCUGGGGACAUACUGGGCCGCAGUACCUGCAGUCCUAGACUUGUGGCUGACACAAGGGCUAGGGUGUAAGGCCAUCUUGCUCCUGGUCUUCCAUCUCUUGCCGACAUACUUUGUAGACACUGCGAUCUACUCUGACAUAUCAGGAGGAGGCCAUCCUUACCUGACUGGCUUAGCGGUGGCUGGCGGAGCGUACUACCUGGGCCUGGAAGGAGCCAUCAUUGGGCCCAUACUUCUCUGCAUACUUGUGGUUGCUUCCAAUAUCUACAGUGCCAUGCUAGUGAGUCCUACGAAUUCAGUGCCCACACCAAAUCAGACACCUUGGCCUGCUCAGACUCAGAGGACUUUCCGUGACAUCUCUGAAGAUCUGAAAUCUUCAGGAGAAUGACACGGCUUUGCUGCAGUGACUUCUCUGGGGAGUUCCUCCUGACGGUGACUGCUCCCAGGUGUGGCCUCUUCUGUCAGCUGUGUCUGCCAGGCAGGGGCACCCAGAAAAGAAGCAGAAGCCUCCCAGCCUUACACGCAGAACACCAAGUGAGAGUGGACUUGCUCUAGGCUGCUUUGCAUUUUAAACACAGCUUGAGUUGAAAGCUCUGUUCGCUCACAGCUCAUGCUAAGAUGGCUUGAAAAGUUUCAGUUCAUGCACUGGUACCGAGGCUUGAAACUGCCCUCUCGAUUGUCUACUGCAGUGCGUAUUUAUAAAGUCUCCCUAAGGAUUCUGAAAUACCCGCUGUUAAAGGUAUAUUCACUGUAAUUUUCCUCCUGUGUUAGGAGCGCUUAGCCCCUUUUCAGUGACGAGGCUUUCACUUUCUUGUGUGGCUUAGUAAACAGGGAACAUGCGUCUGAUACCCUUUUAGAAUAACAUCUUCCCCUCCUUGGAGAACAAAGGGGUCUUCGGGGUAAAGCUGGGGUGUGUGUGCUGUGACCAGAGGAGAGGCAGUAAGAGUGGGGCUCGUCCUCCCUUCCUCCUCUUUGCCUCCUUUCAGUAUUGCCAAACUUCUACAACGUUCCCGACCACAUUGGAUCUGGAGCUGCCGUGAAUGAAUACUAAUGAUGCCAUGGACUCCGUGUGUUAGCUUUCUUCUUCUAACAGUUUCACAAGGAAAGAUGCUCAGGUGGAGUGGUCCUCUGGUUUGUUGUGUGUGCCCCCAGUUCUUGACCUGGGACUCUAUCAGUAAGUUACUUAGCAGCAGACUGUCACUUAGCACAGUGCCUUGCACACGUGACUCUAGAUGAAUGCUUGCUGAGUUAGACUGUAACUUUCUACCUAUCUCAGAUGUGACAUAACCAGCAUAGUGCUUUCCUUUUGCAGCCCUUUUGCAUAUAACUUCACAUGCAUUUCAUCAGCUCCCUCAGCUUUGCAUCCAGUGUCACACUGGACAGUGGCCAGCACAGAGCCACCCAGUGUUAUAAGACUUGGUCUCCCAUCUCCCGGCUUCACAUCUGCACACUCUGUCGCAAAGCAUCUCUUAGGACUUAAGCAGUUUCCCACUCCUGUGCCAGGUGUUGCCCUUCGUUCCUUACAAGUGAAAGAAAGCUUGUCCUGUUUCAUGACAUGGCCAUGAGAGCCAGCUCCUCAUGCAGUGCCCUUCCUAGCUCUUAAGUCACCAGCCCUGCCCGUGCCCCGAGAGAAUAGGGAGCAGAAGGGAUUUGUGCUGAAAAUUUUUCUUGAAAGCAUUUAAGACUAAAAUUAUUUUUUCUAAAACAUCUAAGUUUAUAAAUUUAUUUAUGUCACAAGUAAUACACCCCACAUACUACAGUGUCCUGACUUGGCCAUGAAUAGCAUAGCACAUGCAGGUCUCCUGGUUGUUUCAUGAAUCCUUCAAUAUUUAUGACCUAUUAUUCCAUUACCUGUUAGAUUUGGCCACUAAAUCACCUAUUGUUCUUUAAUCAGUUGGUCAUUUGCUCAUUAACACGUUUCUUGAGUGUUAGUAAAGUCUAGGCACUGUGCCAGGGACUGUACAGGGUGUUCUGGGAGAUAGGUCCUGAAAGCAGCCGUCCUCACCUUCAAUGCCAGACAGAUCAUGCAUCAUUCUAAAUCUGAAAUUCUUGUAUUAAAAUGGCUGAAGAGAGAAACCAAGUUUCUGUUUCUUUACUAUAACCUGUUAAGUUUAUAGCUAUAAUUAGCACAUACUCAUAGAAGGCAAUAAACACAGUUGUUUGUGUGCAUAUACAAAUUAUGUUGCUCCAAUGUGCUUUUAAGCCAUGUAAGAGCAAAAUUGCAAAAACCUAGGUUUGAGCUAAUUUAUAGCUGUUGGUAGGGUAGUUCACAGUCUAAGUGUGAAGUUGUUUGAGGGAAGUUCUGAGCUUCCUAGAUUAGUAGCAGCAGCCUAAGACCACACUGGAAUUUUAGGGAUAGAGGUCCCUGUAGCAGCACACCGUCCUAAUCAGGACACUCAAACUCUCCAUCGCUACAGUGAAUUCAGGAGGUUGGAACUAGAAAAGCACCCUGGCACGUGUCACGCACAGGGAAGAGGUUUUACAGAAUUUUUCUAGAAUAGAUAGAGAGCAGGUGGCAUGACAAGGUGGGAGUUUUUAGCUUAAGUCUCUAACCUGCCCUGAAGAGUUUGCAUCGGAAUUUGAUCUGGGAAGAUGUUCCCCUAGGAACAGAGAGGGUAUCUGUGCCAGGCAUUUGUAUGUGUGUGUGUUUGGGGUGUGUGUCUGUCUGUUUGUGUAUAGAAUGCAGUAUGUUUAUUUAUGUGUGAGUGCUUGUAGAAUGCAUCCAUGAAGCAAAAGUAGUUUCAGUGAAACUGAGGACAGAACUCUGUCAUAGCAUCUUGGAUUCCACAGAUAUAGUAAGGGUUAGUUUCCAGUUCCUAUUCUCUGACAGUUUUAAACUGAAUGGGUACACAGGGAGCUGAGAAGCUGUGUGCACCCAUCUGCUCCUGAUUGUGAGAGAGCAGGUGCAGGGCUGGAAGCAUAAAUUGCAUAUGAUAGACCUCCUGCCUGGAUCCCACAGUCUUAUUUUCAGAUGUGAUCUAUGGGCUUCUUCAGCUGCCAGUGUUAGAUAGUAAAACUGUGAGUCUCUACCCGUCUUCCCCAAGAGCUGACUGCUGACCUUUGGGCUCUGAGAUGAGUCUGGGUUGGCUCUUGACUGUGGAAAGGUGCUGUGUGGAGACCCUGUGUCCAGACUCUGGCUCUGGGGAUGGCAGCUGUGUGGACCAGUGUACAGGCGGGAAAGGACUUGCAGGGCUGCUCCUCUGGCUAACCUUGGCUACUCACCGAGCUUUUUCGGGACUUCUGCAUUCCUCUAGUCCCCACUUUGGCUAGAUGCCUGUUUCAGAAGUGUGACAAGAAGUGCUGGGAACACAAGGCUAAUCAGGCUUGGACUAAAAUACAGUCAUGUAGGUGACUAUCUAGAGAUCUUAACCUAGUUUGUGAGGAAUACAUUCACGACUUCCCAUAUUCUGGUCCUGACCUUCCAGUAUGUUCUGAGGGUCUCUCACAGCCUUUCCAAGUGUAUCACAAUAUAUAUGACUUUGAGUACCCUCUUCACAGUGAAAAUUGCUUAUGGCAACAAACUUCCAAAUUCUAGUUCCUGCAGAGAACAACUACUAUUUAUUUUCUAUUUAUUUAUUUAUUUUUAUCAGUUUCUUGUUUGCUAUUUUUGCCACUAAAUGUGUUCAUUUCAUUAACUCACUAAGGUUUGGGAAAAACACCUCUCUGAAGCCACUAAGCAGCUUUCUUGACAACUUAAAAACACCUAAGAGAAUUGUAGAUGAGGAUCCUUCUUAGCAGUCGCAGAAUGUGGUGCUUGAAUGGGCUGUUGUAAUGAGAGGAUGAGGUCGUUUUAGAGAAGGAAACAGGUUUGUGGGUAAGUUCUGGCACAGAGCCUGUUAGCAGCAGAAUUCAGAGUGGAAUGCAGAUGCCCUUGCUCUCAGCUCACCUUCUGCUUCUCUUCCCUUUUCCUCAACCACUUUUGUCAAAAAAAAGAAGUUCUACAUAGCAGUCGUUUACAGAAUGAAUAGUAAGAGAAAAACUGCUGAGAGAGGGGAGAUUCCACGGUCAAUUAAAAUUCAGGAAUGCUAAGUUAUUUCCUUUCCCUGGGAUGUCUGAGUUUCUGUUAUGCCAUGACACACUGUGAACUCAGGAGGGACAUAUUGUGUCACUGUAUGUUAUGUCCCUGUCCUUCUCCACCUUCCUCUGAGCAUCUCAAAAGAGCAGGGUUCCUUUGAUCAAGUUUACAGGUCUUGUGGAAGACGGCUGUUAGUGAGAAUCCUGGCAGUGCCUAUGUUACCGCAGUUCUAGGGGAAGGCCACAAGUCCUAGCCGUCUGCUGCCCAGAGCUGUGCUAGCAGGGAGGAUGUUCUUUCCCACCUGUGGCCCACAAAAUCAGUAUUCAAGUUCUCCAAGAAUCAUUCAGUGUGCGGAUGCACUAGUGAUGCUGUUGCUGCAUCUUAGCAAUGCUUUUGUAUGGCACUUUAUAAUUUUCUGGCACCUUUAGGUUCAGCCCUGUGAGGCAGACAGUAUUACAGUCAUUGUACAGAUGAGGCACUGGAAACUCUAGAGAAGUUUGUUGUUGACCCCUUCUCUUCCCUUCCUCUCUCCUAAGUUUAGAUCACAAAAGGAUGGAGUCAGGAUUUGGUUAUAGAGUCUCUGACUCCAAGUCCAAAGUUCCUUUCUACUGGUCUUUCCUUCUAGCUUUAUUUAUACAGUGAAGGUAUGGAAACAGACCCAACCGUGGUUUGGCUUAUUGUGAAAUAUAAAUGCUUUGGUUAUUGGAGUGGCCCAGAAGUAACUCUUGCUGUAGCUGUCCUAGAGAAAACCCUUCUUUGUCCUUACAGUGUUACUUGUUCAGGUACCUGGAUUGUACUUCAAAUACUGUUUGAUUGUGAAACUAAGAUUAAACAUAUCCUUGUAAUUAUUUAACUCUGACAAUGUAUCACCGCUGCAUUCUCAGGUGAAGGAAAGAAAUGGUUUGACAGGAAAAAUAGCAUUCAAAUGCAGCAGUAAAUAUCUUUUAUUACACAAAUGCUGUUUCUUAGCUUUAAUUUGCUUUCACAAGUUACUGAUGUAACAUCUUUGUAAAAUGUAAAAUAUUUAUAUUUUGAAAUAAAGUCACAAAUGUUGGAUGAAA
Molecule: messenger RNA, 7356 nt
Organism: Microtus ochrogaster (prairie vole)
Lineage: Eukaryota; Metazoa; Chordata; Mammalia; Rodentia; Cricetidae
Gene: Tmem245
Product: transmembrane protein 245
Exons: 19
Coding region: 2-2668 (888 amino acids)
Source: RefSeq, a predicted model, not a curated record